Messenger RNA from Hippocampus comes (tiger tail seahorse), 2935 nucleotides. It is a transcript of the gene hoxc9a, whose product is annotated as homeobox C9a. Gene Ontology annotation, molecular function: RNA polymerase II cis-regulatory region sequence-specific DNA binding; DNA-binding transcription factor activity, RNA polymerase II-specific. NCBI's taxonomy places the organism in Eukaryota, Metazoa, Chordata, Actinopteri, Syngnathiformes, Syngnathidae. Gene Ontology annotation, biological process: embryonic skeletal system morphogenesis; DNA-templated transcription; proximal/distal pattern formation. The coding region runs from base 1621 to 2427 and encodes 268 amino acids. Gene Ontology annotation, cellular component: nucleus. The record is from RefSeq and is a predicted model, not a curated record. The transcript is spliced from 2 exons.
ACUCACACGCACACUCUCUCUCUCACACGCACACACACUAAAUUCAAACGUAUAGACGAUUAUUUGCACUCGUAAACUGAUGUUAGUUUUUCAUGUGGGGUGAAAAUUCAACUCUUAUUUUCUGUCGCAAAACGGCGCGAGUAGGUCAUUAUUUGCUUAUAUUGCAGCUGCUCAUUUGACAUCAUUCCCGAAUGGAGUUGAAAUUGAUUUGAGCUUCACAAAACGUUGCGUUUUGGGGGAGAACUCAAAAUAAAAAACCCCUGCAAAACCAUGCCUGAACUGACAUCUGAUUUGUGCGUACAAAUAUUGAUCGUAUGUAGACUAAAAACAACAACAACAAUAAACAAACACGUGCGGUAUAUUUAAAGCUCCCCACAAAUCAAUCAGACGCAAAAAGCACUCAGUAAUUUAGCUGUUUAAAUGCACUUUGGGCUCCAGCAAUGAGGCCUCCCUGCACAUCACAUAUCGUCUGAAAGCAGAUAUUAAAGUUUGAGAGUGAAAGUUAAAAUUAAACUUAAUGACGCCGUUAUUCUAAUUGCAGCCCGCAUUGCAGCGUGUCGGCUUACCAGCCCGAUGUUGUCUGGUGUUCUGCUAAGGGCUACAUUGCGGGAUACAGCAGCCAAAUUAACUCCACUAACGACAGUAUCCUCAUUGUGAGACCGAGCUUUUUUUUAAACUCCUUUUAGAGCUGCAACAUGUCCUCGGUCUUUGCGCGUGUGCUUCACAUGCGCACAAGUGUAACGUUUUGACGUCAAGCGUGGGACCGGGAUGCUUGCUUAACGACACGUUUAUGAACAAUCAAAUGAUCGUCGUUAAAAUUUAUUGACAGGCAUUAAAACAUGAACGGCCACAAUGUUGAAUACAGCCGCGCCUGUAGGCUGCCUGUCAGCUGCCGUGUAGACCAGGGUCCCGACAAUCUUAUCUCCCUGGACCCCCAUUUUAGGGAAUGUCGUUCUGCCCUCUUGAAAACGGCAUAAACUUUAUUGUGGGCUUCCCCCGUCUCCCAGGGACUCCUCUCUUGUCUGUUUAGCGGUCAGCGCCAUCCUUUUUCUUAAAAAAAGAAACACACCAAAAAAAAAAAACACAGUAGACGACAUGUCAUAAUUGCUCAUAAAGAGCGGCUAAAGAGGGCCGUUUGUGCAAAGAAACAUUUUCAAUUAAGAUGCAAUAUUAUUCACCGCAGUACCAUCAAGCUGGAGCAUUAUGCAGCCGGACAGAGAUUGAUGACAGCGUCAAAUAGUGCCGGGCUCCGUUUCAGACGCAGUGUGCGCAUGUAUUUGCACUGCGUCUGCACAAAGAUCCUUCACGCCACGUCCUAUUGACCGGAACACGAGAAAAAGAAAAGAACAGGAACGAGCAACGCACUAAAGUUGGAGUGGAGGUCCACUGUGGAAAGCCAAAGUUUUUUAAUUCGACGUAUGUGCAAGGCUACCCCGCGGUAAGUGGCGCAUUGAUCCGCCGUGCGAUUUUUGUCACGUGAAGCUGGGGCAGCCAAUCGGAAGCAGCGGAGCUCGGAAAAAUAAUUACCUGCCGUGAUUGUUCUACGGUCAGAUAAAAAAAAGUACACAUACACGCCAUAUAAUAAUCGGAUGCAUGUAAACGAGUGCGGGAAGCUGCGACAUGUCGACCACGGGGCCCAUAAGUAAUUAUUAUGUGGACUCCCUGAUCAGCCACGACAGCGACGAGGUCCUGGCGGCGGCGGCGGCGGCGGCAGCGGCUGCCACUCGCUUCUCGGCGCCCGCCUCGCACCCUUCCGGCCCGCGUCCAGCGUCCCUGGUCGCGGACUGCGGAGACUACCCGUCGUGCAGCUUCGCCGCCAAACCGUCCGUUUUCCCCACCUCGUGGGGGCCCUCGCAGUCCUCAGUGGUGUACCACCCGUACAGCCACCAGGCUCACUUGGGUACAGACUCUCGGUACGUGCGCUCGUGGCUGGAGCCCAUCUCGGGCGCAGUACCUUUCCACGGCUACCCGGGCAGCGGCAGGCACUACGGCUUGAAACCUGACGCCUUCCCGGAGCACAGAGCCGCCGAGUGCCUGGCGAGCACCGGGCGGACCUACACGGAUUAUCUGUACUGCUCUUCCUCGGACAUGCGGGACAAGACACUGCAGAGCCUCCCGUCGCCCGAACCGGAGCUGCUGCCCGCGGGGAAGCAUAAAGAGGAGAAGCCCGAGCUUGACCCAAGUAACCCCGUGGCAAACUGGAUCCACGCCCGCUCCACCAGGAAGAAGCGCUGCCCCUACACAAAGUACCAGACUCUGGAAUUGGAGAAGGAGUUCUUGUUCAAUAUGUACCUGACCAGGGACCGCCGCUAUGAGGUGGCCCGGGUCCUCAACCUGACCGAGAGGCAGGUGAAAAUCUGGUUCCAGAACCGGCGAAUGAAGAUGAAGAAAAUGAACAAAGAGAAGAGCGACAGCAAGGAGCAAUAAUAAUCGUGGAAGCCCCAACUGUCACGAGUUGAACCACUAUGGACAGCUAUGACAACGCAGCUACAAAGCGCUUCUUCCUUUUUUGUAUUUAUCAUGAUUUUGGCUCAUUGGUAACGCCAUUUUAAAGACUCUUUGAUGCUUGUUAUUUUUCUACGCAAACGGGCGUCCUCUUCCAAAAAAAAAAAGAAAGAAAGCUAAUUCAACACUGACACUUUACGGCAUUGUAUACUUUUUUUGUUUUUGUUUUUGUUUUUUUUUUGUACGUGGAAUGCUCAAAGUACAAUUUGGGCACGUAGCAGCACUCCCAACUAAGAGAAUACUUGAAAUCCUCAGUGUGUCCACAUCCAUCAUUUUCGUUGCAAGUGGAGUAUUUUGUACAGGAUCAAAACAUCUGCCACUGUCUGUCCUGUUUGUAUUUUUAUGAUAGUUGUUGUGUAUCUUUUUGGGACUGUAAUAUCCUAUAACAAUAGGAAUGUAGACCUGCAUAUAUAAACAUAAUAAUCCGAAA